Molecule: messenger RNA, 1659 nt
Organism: Penicillium daleae
Lineage: Eukaryota; Fungi; Ascomycota; Eurotiomycetes; Eurotiales; Aspergillaceae
Product: Zn(II)2Cys6 transcription factor
Exons: 3
Coding region: 1-1659 (552 amino acids)
Biological process (GO): positive regulation of transcription by RNA polymerase II
Cellular component (GO): nucleus
Molecular function (GO): zinc ion binding; DNA-binding transcription factor activity, RNA polymerase II-specific; transcription cis-regulatory region binding
Source: RefSeq, a predicted model, not a curated record
AUGAUCUCACACUCCCAGAUCCCUGGCGCAGGUAGUCACCGACGGCCACAGUACCGCCGGUCGCGCAACGGAUGCCUGACUUGUAAGAGGCGCAAAGUAAGGUGCAACGAGGAGAGGCCACGAUGCUAUCACUGUGAUCGGUUGAGUCUUGAGUGUGUGUGGAAAGGUUCCGGGCUCCAGCACCUCCCUCCUGCAGGGGCAAGAGCAGAGGAGCCUCAUGAAGCCGAUCAGGCCUCUUUGUCAGCCGACAUCUUCGACUUUGCACAGUCCAUUGUGGACGGCACUGCCGAUCUGUCAACAUUCCAGGACAUGUAUUUCCCGCCAUUGAACGAUCUUCCAGUCCCAGUGGAUGUCUUUCAGGAUCGGGGGUUGUCUCCCAACUCAGAGAGUAUGGGGUCAACGCCUGCGCCGUCGGGUUCCCCGGUUUCCAACGUCCAUGUAGAUGACUCGCUAAAACCAAAUCUACCCCCAAUCCUAGAUCCGAUUGAGAGCGGACCUAGAAGCACCUCGGCUAAGGAGUUGUUCCAUAGCCUAGCAACCUCGUCCCCGAUGGUUCGGUAUGCGAUUGCCGCGUUCACAAUGAUCCAGUCCUCGUCUACAGAGGGAAUGGUCGACUAUAAGCUAUACUACGACAAAGCAGCACGCGAAUUAUCGGAAUCAAUUCAGAACCCCAAUGGGCAACGAAUGUCCAGUGGUCAAAAGCUUCAACCUAUUCUGGCUACCAUAUUCUUCCUUACAUAUAUCGAUCUGUUGACGGGUCACCUAAAUUUGGCAUAUUUAAAUCUGGAGAAGGCUCACAAUGUACUCAGAGCGGCAGGUAUCGGCGGUUUGGGUCCUAUAGAACAGAGAAUUGUCUCUUGGAUUCGACUGCUCGACGCCCGAGCGGCGUCGGCUGGUGGGGAUGGUCUUCUGGUCGAUGACACAUCUGAUAUUAUCUACCAGUUGACCCCAAGGUCCCCUGGGUCCUCGUCCCAGAGCACUGACCCCCCAACCAACUCCGGUCCACACGAGGUUAUUUACGAAAUGCUUUGCCAGCCAGGGAUUGCUUUCUACCAAGAAGUUCAAACCAUCACGGUCCGUAUCACCAGGAUCGCGCACGCCCAUCGCAGCCGGGGAAGCGUCGAGGACGAAACGGAGGUAAUGGCCAUCGCGGCAGAUAUUCUUAAGGACCUAAAGUCCCUACAUGAUCGCCGGCCCGCUUUGAUGGAAUACGCCGUCUCCGGGAGUAUUGGAGAGGAUACGCUCGCAAAACCCCUUGCGUCGGCUAUUGUACGGUCGUUCCAGACGUACUUGGUGAACUUCUACGCCUGCUACGUCCACCUUCAUCGAGUUGCACACCGCCAUCUCGCUCGUUCAAAGUCUGUGACGAUGGCAAUACAAAGAAUCAGAGAGAUACUACAUCUCAUGGCCAGCACGAAUGAACACAUCCCGGUCAACGUGCUGUGGCCGUUGUUCCUGUGGGGUACUGAAGAAGAUGACCAGGAGGAAUGUCAAUGGAUACUGGCAACUAUUCGCAGCCUCCAUGAUAUUGCCUCGAAUGCAAACAUGGCCGCAAAUGUUGUACAGGAGAUCCAAAUGAGACAACGAGAAGCUGGGUCGCGGGUCGACAUUCGUUCUGUAUGCUUGGAAUUGUUUAACACUACGUUUGCAAUUGUUUGA